ACUAGCACUGUAAUCCAAAUCUGGUUCUAGAGCCAGUCACUCUUCUUCCUCACAAACUCUUACGAAUGGCCACUCUUUCUUGCAUCCUUCAUCCCUCAAACCUUCUCUGAGGACAAAUAUCAAAUAGGUUUCAUAUUAAAGCAACCAUGUCUUUGGCUCCAGGUCGCUACCCAUCUCUGUAUUCUUCACCGCCAAUGUCAACCGAGAAAACCCACCUUUUCUUUUCUCCAACAAAGCGUUUUCCAUCCAAAAGCUCUUCAAUUUCUAGCAGUUCAUUGAGUUUCUGUAACACCCAGUUGCUGAAGCAGUCGGCUUUGAUUGUUAAAGCAUCGGAAACAGAGUCUCAGACGUCGAAACCGGAGACUGGAAGUGAAGGAGGAGGGGAAGGAGAAGAACAGUAUGAAGAGUAUGAGGUGGAGAUAGUGCAGCCUUAUGGGCUGAAAUUUAGAAAAGGCAGAGAUGGUAGAACUUACAUUGAUGCCAUUGCCCCUGGUGGAUCAGCUGAUAAAACUGGAUUGUUCACUGUUGGAGACAAAGUACUCGCUACCAGUGCAGUGUUUGGGACAGAAAUAUGGCCUGCUGCCGAAUAUGGGAGGACAAUGUAUACCAUUCGCCAAAGAAUCGGUCCAUUGCUCAUGAAAAUGGAGAAGAGAUAUGGGAAAGUGGACGAUUCAGGUGAAUUGACAGAGAAGGAGAUCAUUAGAGCUGAGAGAAACUCAGGCGUAAUCAGUGCCAGCGUGAGGGAAAUCCAAUUGCGAAACUACACAAGGAAAAAGGAACAAAAGGAACGCAGAAUUAAGGAUCUUCGUGAGGGGUUGCAACUAUACAAGGGUGCCAAAUAUGAGGAAGCACUAGAGAAAUUCGAGUCAGUGUUGGGAUCAAGACCUGAUCCUGAAGAAGCUUCAGUAGCAAGUUACAAUGUUGCUUGCUGUUACUCAAAGCUUAAUCAGGUACAAGCUGGUCUCUCUGCACUGGAGGAUGCCCUGCAAACAGGAUUCGAAGACUUUAAGAGAAUCAGGACAGAUCCUGACCUAGCCAACGUAAGAACAUCUGAGGAAUUUGAGCGUCUUAUGAAAAGGUUUGAUGAAUCAUUUAUCAAUGAGAAUGCCAUCAAUGCUGUCAAAUCUAUAUUUGGCAUAUUCAACAAGAAAUAAGGCCAGAGACAUUUGCUUCAGAAACAAAAAGAUUCGAAAGAAUCAUUCUUUACCAUUGUAUGAUUUUUUUCUUCUACACAGCUCAAGGUUGAGGUUAAUCUGUGAUACGGUAGGAGUUUCUCUUUUAGUUUUGUUUUCCUGUCAUGUAUAAUCUUCUUUGCAAGAUAUAUAGAAACUCAGCAAGAAUAGUUAUAUCCUUCUUCAGGUUCUCUACUUUAUCCCUCUCAGACAUCAAUGAAAAAUAUCAUACUUU
Molecule: messenger RNA, 1407 nt
Organism: Rubroshorea leprosula
Lineage: Eukaryota; Viridiplantae; Streptophyta; Magnoliopsida; Malvales; Dipterocarpaceae
Source: the annotation of a GenBank genome assembly